AUGAUCGACCUUUCAGCAUCGUGGACAGGAAUCAACCCAGUCUACAAGCAACUAACUGACGCUCCUGCCGGCGGAGUUGCGCCCAAGCUUAGUGCUCUGAGCGGUCAGAACUGGGUCAACCUAUACAGUAAUACCUCCUAUAUCCUCGACACCAAGACCGGUAAUUGGAGUCAAAGAAUCACGAUCGCCAGCGUCAAUGAAAACGUUAUAGGCUCGACAGCGGCGGAUCCAGUAACCAACAAUUUCUAUGUACCUAAUGGAUACAGUGGCGCCGGUGGAGUGUCCAUGCUACAGAUGAACUUCCUCACUAACACCGCUGGCAGCAUUCCAAUGGAUCCGCAAUUAACUCAGCUGCAGACAUAUUCCGCUACAUGGAGCGCCGCUAUUCCGGCAUUAAUUCUGGUGGGAAAGGGCACAUGGGCUUGGAACAUUGACUUCGGUUGGAAGCAAGUGGGCCAAGGAAAGAUACCCACCGGACGGUCAUACUCAUGCCUCGUCCCGGCCUACAGUGGAAAGAGGAUGAUCUUGUUCGGUGGAUACGACAGCACGAUCACCAGCAUGAGCGACAUCUAUUUCCUAGAUAUGGAUUUUAUGUCUGGAACGCUGACCUGGACCAAAGGACCGGACGCCGGUGUGCCAAAUGCAAGAGCAGGGCAUGCGUGUGCAGUUUCGAACGACUACGUUAUCAUAUGGGGCGGGAGCCGGGUUAUCAACGGGGCUUUGCUAACUACCAGCAACACGACUCUAAUCUUCAACAUGAAAACCGGGAAUUGGGUAUCCGAAUACAUCGUUCCAGGGGUACCAAUCAGAACCAUGACAACAACCACAACAACCUCGACAGCAACUUCGACAGCUACUUCAACCACAUCAUCUAUCUCUGAGAUCUUCACCGCCGCGACAAGCCCCACCCCUACACCUGACGCCACAGCUUCAUCGAGUCCUAGUCGUCUCCCUUUGAUCCUGGGAACCGUUUCUGGGCUAUGUCUCUUGGUCGGCAGCGUGCAAGGUUUCGUUCUUUACCGAUCUUGGAGGAGACGUAAGAAUAAGAAGAUCGCCCCUCAAAGCAAGGGACCAGACGCCAUUCCACUCCCAGGACAACCACCUUCCGAUUCAGCAUCGUCAUACAACUUUCGCCACUCCCCACAACCAACUAAUUCCAGUAGUCACGCACCCAGUACAUAUACAUCUAGAACCUAUACUACAUCAAACCGAAAUUACCCACUACCACCCCCUACUAUCGCCGAUUAUGAAUCCAGCUACGGGUACACGCCACCGUCAUCUAGCCGUGGUUACGAACCUAGCUACCCGCUACCACCCCCAUCCACCAGCGGACGAUCAUCCAAAUUCGGCUACAUGCCACCGCCGCCACCUUCCACCGUCGGCUCCUACCGGACAAAAUGCAGCUCCGUGAAGCGGAAGCCGCGUGCCCCGGCUACGAUCAUCGGGGAGAGCGAAUUCGACUAUCCUAGUCAUCUCGGCCCAACAUCAGAUUCUGGGCAGAAACGGUACCCGUCGAUUAUCACGGAUAGUUCUCGACGGACACCGCAUGCGAUGCAGCAGUGGCGGGUAGAUACGCCGACCCGGAUAAAGAAAGCAGCUCAACGCGAGGAGGACUACAGUCCUAUGCACCGCUCGUUCGAUUUUACGGAAGAGGAUAUUCCCAAGGCAAAACGCAAUGUUCAGGAAGGCCGCUUCGGCGCAAGGAGAGUUUCGCAGCAUCCACAUACGGCCAUGCAGGGUCCGAUAGAAGGGUAUGCUGAUAGCGCUGCGGGAGAGGAGUAUUACUGCCCAGGACCGGUCUCUAGGCAUCCGCACGUGGGUGUACAUGUCCUGAAUGGGGUGGUGGAAGGGGAGGAGGAGAAGGACGAGGAUGAAGAGGAAGACGAUUUCCUAAACGCUUAUUAUGACCCACACACCAUGCCGCAUCUUUCAUCAAAAUCCAAAAACACCAAGGCUGGCACGCCCAACUAUUAUAAUAGGCGUAGUUAG
Gamsiella multidivaricata is the source of this 1989-nucleotide messenger RNA. RefSeq lists its product as uncharacterized. The coding region runs from base 1 to 1989 and encodes 662 amino acids. The transcript has a single exon. The record is from RefSeq and is a predicted model, not a curated record. NCBI's taxonomy places the organism in Eukaryota, Fungi, Mortierellomycota, Mortierellomycetes, Mortierellales, Mortierellaceae. Gene Ontology annotation, molecular function: protein binding.